AUGCACCAUUGCUCUACACCACCUGCGCUCGCCCAACAACACCCCUGCAAGAAACAGUUCCAGCCGAGCAUCACGACCUAUUUUGACGCCCGGGACGGCUUGCACAACUGCCACCACCUGCCGGGCCUCGACCCACUCACCCGUCCGCGGCACCAAAACACACGGCCAAUUGCCCACCCCCGACACCACCUUGCCUCCAACGCCCCUCCCCACGGCCAGGCAGAUCUGCUGAGCGUUGGCAUGCGAGUACGCAAGAGCGUGCCCGAAGGCUGCAAGACGCACAAGAUGCUCUCCUCGCCCGCGGACCGCUUCGCUAGGGCGAGGCCUCGCCUGGACAUCAAGCCCCCGCCAGAGGCCGUGCCCGACCACUACCAACACCAGCGCGAGCUGCUGCCCUUCUGUGGCCUGUACAACAUUGGCGGCUUCGCUGAACAACCCACCACAAACCCUCACCUCUACACGACAUCUCCAACCCGCCAGAGACCCGCCAUUGCUUUUCCACUCACCGCCGACGCCUUCACCCAACCCUUCCCAGACCAAUCUUCUGCCGAUAGCGGCUACGACUCCACCACCUCGCCCUCCUCGCAACGUCUGCACAAUCCCUCAAAACGCUCCUGGCACGACGAAGACGAGGUAAGGCCACUCAACACAAACUUCCUCUUCAGUGCUCGCUCCUCGACAUCAAGAGGCGCCAACUUGGCCGUUGAGUUUGACGAUGUGCCUGUCAGCCCACUGAGUGAGACGCCCAUACAUGGCAUAAAUGCAUUGCCGCCCGUACGACAGUUUGCCCAGCCUAGGUCCAGGCGUACCACAAGGCGGACCAUCAGCGACGACGACAUUGACAUGGAUUUUGAGAAUGCCGCGCGAAUCGAGGGUCGCGUGGGUGCAGGCAGUAAUAGUGAUUUCGAAGAAGCCGACUUUCUGGGCCAAGAAGAAGAGGUACACAUGAGUGGUGUUUGAUGUCCUUUCUCUCUCCCUUUCUCCCUCCAACUAAAAUCUUUCUCACGGCCUCUUUUCCUCUUUUUCUUUUGGAUGCGCUUACUCUCUCCUUCUGUUUGCAAAUCAUGGCAUUUGGCGCUACACGGUGAACUACUACGAAGAUGAUAUGUCCCUUCAUGUCGGCGCAUAUACCCGGGAUGUCGUUUUUUAGGUUUCCUUUCUUAUCUUCCUUACUUUCUAGAAUUCGUCUUCUUCUUCUUCUU
This is a messenger RNA of Bipolaris maydis ATCC 48331, 1202 nucleotides long. RefSeq names its product ribonucleotide reductase inhibitor-domain-containing protein. Gene Ontology annotation, molecular function: ribonucleoside-diphosphate reductase inhibitor activity. Lineage: Eukaryota; Fungi; Ascomycota; Dothideomycetes; Pleosporales; Pleosporaceae. The record is from RefSeq and is a predicted model, not a curated record. Gene Ontology annotation, cellular component: cytoplasm; nucleus. Gene Ontology annotation, biological process: intracellular protein localization.